UAGCAGGUUACAAUCUCUUCUCCGUAACAACAUGGAGUCUUAAAAAUACAAACUACGUUCGAUCUGUAAAAGUUUGAAGAGAAAAAGACCUAUUGCUUUAUUUGUUUUCAACUAGUGCACCCCGAAAGAACUGAAGGCACUGGAAAAUGCUGGAGAACUACAUCCCCCAGCGUAUGGGACCGAGUACACUGUCAGAUGUGUGCAUGUUUUUCUUCAAACUUGCCUGGCAAUCCAGAAUACGCCUCCCAGUCAUCCUCACUGUGGUUUUUAUGAUCCUCGACACUCGUCUGCAGCUCGAGAUCAACAUCAACAUCAACUAAACUUGCUUAAACAUCAGUGAUAUUUUUCAUAUAACUGGACUACAACAGAUUCAUCUGUGCCCAAAGUAGAAUUUUGUAAAAGUUUGGUCUAAAGCUUAAAGACCAGCUUUUGGUAUAAAGUUCUUGUUUGAAACAAGUCCCUAUUGCUUCCACGGUUAUCCAUGCCAACUCCCAAAUUAUUGGCAUCUCUGUUGCCCAUGUAUUCUUACAAAUGUAUUCUAUCAAAGUCCUUGAUAUUUUUCUUUCGGUUGGCUUGGGAUGUGAGAUUUGAAUUUCCCUGCUCUGUCAUUUUUGCUACAUUUACUAUGAUUAUUGGGAGUUAUUUGAAUUGACCAGGAAAACUCCACAGACAAGCAAAAUGUAGCUGUUAAAAGCAACUAGAUAUUCAAUACAUUCCGUCCAUAUUAUUAUAUAAUUAUAUAGCAGAUAGCAUAUAUUAGCAGUGAAUUACCUAAAGCUUUGUAAAUAUAAGCAUAGAUUGUAUGAUUAAUCAACAUGAGUCGAGGUAUUAAAGAUUUACGGGAACUGAUUUGUGUCUCUCGCCUAACGGUGAGACACAGCGACGAUGAAAUGGAUUUCAGUGACGAAGAUGGCAGACUGUCCAUGGCAUUUGAUGCUAUGUCACUGGGCAGCGGCAGUGUGAGCAGUAGCAGAGAGAGCUCCGCCACAUCUGAGAGACGCGCAAGCUCUGGAACAGUCAGUCCUGACUCUGGCUUCAACACAAAUGGUUUAUCCCCAGAAAUGGGCACAAAAGGGAAUGGAGAGAAUGCCCCGGGACAUUACAGCAGUAGUCACACCAGUGGAGGUGCAAGACCUAAAUCUAGGAAGAAGAAGAAAAAGAAGACAAAGGCCCUGGAUACUUUACCCAGCAGACACGAACUUCCUAAGGCACAGCCUCUUCCACCUGUCAAAAGAGAAACAAACACAGAACCAGGCUCAGUUGGUAAUGUUAGUGAUGAGGAUAUGGAAAUAGAUGAAGAGUCCACAGAAAUAAAUGGGGCUAAGAGUAAAGACCCCCAGCCAGUUAACUUUGAUGGGAUGCUGGUGUUCAUGGAUGCAACCGUGGUGGCUGAUUGGCUGCAUCGCUCAAAUGAGGCCGUCACAGAACUAACAAAUUGGGUCCACAAGGGAGAAAACUUUGUCCAGUUUGCUCACUUCUGGCUGACAGAUUUUGAUCCUCUUCAGCGACAGAGAAUUAUGGACAUGGAGUAUGGGGUGUUGCUGGAUGAACUGACUGUGGCGUUUGCUGCCGGGAAGAAGAACAGGAAGCUCCGUCACUCUGACAUAGUGCAGCUCCUUGAGGGAAUUUUCAGAGAGUAUCCCAAGAAGCUAAUGAGUUCCAAAGGACCUCACAUGUUUCUCGACCAUUUGGAUGUGCUGACUUCUGAGAGACGGGGUGACUAUAAAGUGCUUCUUGCUGAUGUGAAAUGUUCAACCAAAAAUAAGCAGUUUGCUCAGUGGUUGCUGGCUACAAGGGCAUUCUGCUUGGUGAAUGUCUGGUCUGCCAUUGUGUUGUUCUACAGGACACUGCAGGGCAGGAAUGUUAGCCUUCCAUUGCCUCCAAACCUUGUCAAACCAAAGGGAGAUGUGCAUGAAAGGCGCAUGUACCAGGCAAUAAGGCACGGCUUCCUUGAUGUCGUUCACUACCACAUCAGGUCUAAGAAGGUGAACCCCCACUAUAGGGACGAGCACAAUCGCACCUGGCUUUUUAUUUCUGUGAUAUGUAACAAACCCAAGAUUCUACAAUACUUUAUAACUAAGGUCAAGCUUGACCCCAACCUCCCAUGUGAUACUGGCAACACCCCAUUGCAUGCUGCAGCCAACUGUGGCAAUGUGGACCUGGUGGACCUACUGCUGAGAGUGCCCACUGUGGAGGUCAACCCCGUCAACAUUCAGUGUGAUCAGGCACUUCAGGGUGGUGGAGAGACUGCUGGAGGCCGGGGCAGACAGGAAGGCCAGUAUGGGAGGACUGACCCCACUGGACAUUGCCACAGAUUUUGGACACGAUGCCAUAGUGAGAUUACUGAAAUCAACAUAACACAUGGCACCAUGAGACGUAAUCAUUAA
Lingula anatina is the source of this 2387-nucleotide messenger RNA. RefSeq lists its product as uncharacterized. Gene Ontology annotation, molecular function: protein binding. The record is from RefSeq and is a predicted model, not a curated record. NCBI's taxonomy places the organism in Eukaryota, Metazoa, Brachiopoda, Lingulata, Lingulida, Lingulidae.